CCGGUGAAGCUUGAAACGUGGCUGUGAUGUCUCCAGAUGAGGUCUCAUCCUUCCAACUAUGGAGACUCCAUCUCAAGCUUAUCGUUUCCGACUCUGAGGAAGCCUCUCAUCCCUACUCGGGGACUCAUGAAAAGGAUCUCCCCAAAGCUAGAAAACAAGCUUCUCUAGGAGAUGGCCCUGCGGUGCUGUGUUUCUAUCUGCAAAGAAGGUGUUGAUUCAAAAGCGUAGAUUGCUCUCCACCCACGGCUUUUCGCAAGGAACGGAUUGCGGCUCUCUCUAUCCGAAUCUUUCACGAAGGACGUUUUCCGCCUCUGUGUCGAAAGGCUUCGGCUUUCUCAAGGUCUCCGGGACAAACGUCUCAGGGAAUUGAUUUCAAGGACCGCCAAAUAAAGUCACCCCGGGCAAAGGCACAUGCCAUCGUUUCCCAAAAGCGACAAGACCAAAGACGGCCACGUUUCCGUCCCUUUUGCGUUUGGCAGGACGCAAAGCAUGGGAAGGCGGCCGACGAGGCCUUCCUGCCCGGCGUUCCGUCUCCGAGAAGUGGCCGCCAUGUAUCUCAGCUCCCUGGCCGUCUUCCUCCUCAUCCUGGUGGUCGCUCUCCAAGGCACGGACCCAAGGGAGAACUACUUCCCUUACAAAGUCCCGUUGGACCCUCAAAGCACCUUGGAGCUCUCGUGGAACGUCAGCUACCUCCACCGAGAGGUCCAUUUCCAGAUUUUGGUCAAGAAGCUCCAAGACGGGCUGCUCUUUGGGAUGUCGGACCGGGGAGGUUUUGAGGAUGCGGACCUGGCCGUGCUCUGGAGCGACGGCGUCCAGUCUUAUUUUGCGGACGCCUGGAGUGACCAUGAUGGACACCUGCACAUGGACUCCCAGCAGAACUACAAGCUCCUGAAAGCAUGGUCUGCCCUCGAAGGGUUCUACUUGCUCUUCAAACGGUCCUUUGAUACCUGCGACCCAAAGGACUAUCGGAUAGAGGAUGGCACCGUGCAUCUCAUCUAUGGGAUUCUGGAGGCACCCGUCCCUUCCCUUGGGGCGAUUAAUGUUUCCGCCCUCCGCCGGAAAGGGCUACAAAGGGUCCAGCUGCUGAAACCGGACAUCAGGAUUCCUUCAUUGCCGAGCGACUUGAAGACCAUGGUGAUCAGGGCCCCGAACGUGAGCAUCCCAGGCCAAGAGACGACCUAUUGGUGCUACAUGACAGAGCUUCCAGAUGGUUUCGGAAAGCAUCACAUUGUCAUGUAUGAGCCAGUUAUCACCAAAGGGAACGAAGCCCUGGUCCACCAUAUGGAGGUCUUCCAGUGCGCCCCACAGUUUGAGACCUUCCCCAGUUAUAACGGACCAUGCGAUUCAAAGAUGAAGCCGGAACGACUAAACUUCUGCAGACAUGUCUUGGCCGCCUGGGCGAUGGGCGCACAGGCCUUUUACUAUCCAGAAGAUGCCGGGCUCGCUUUCGGAGGACCUGGGACCUCAAGAUAUCUGCGCCUGGAAGUUCACUACCACAACCCUCUGGAGCUCAAAGGCCACCAUGAUUCCUCAGGGAUCCGGCUCUUUUACACCGCCUCCCUUCGUCCCUACGAUGCUGGCAUCAUGGAACUCGGCUUGGUGUACACCCCGGUGAUGGCAAUCCCGCCUGGAGAAAGCCAUUUCGGACUGACGGGAUACUGCACCGAAACAUGCACCCAGGUGGCCCUGCCCCCUUCCGGGAUCCACAUUUUCGCCUCUCAGCUUCAUACCCACCUGACUGGGAGGAGCGUGGAGACCGUCUUAUCAAGAGGAGGCCAGGAGAAAGAGAUCGUCAACAAGGACCCCCACUAUAGCCCCCACUUCCAGGAGAUCCGCAUGUUGAAGAAAGUGGUGUCUGUGUUUCCGGGCGAUGUGCUGAGAACCACUUGCAUCUACAACACCGAAGACAGGAGUCAAGCCACUGUGGGAGGCUUUGGAAUCAUGGAAGAGAUGUGUGUGAAUUACGUCCAUUAUUAUCCCCAGACGGAGCUGGAGCUGUGCAAGAGCGCCAUUGACUUGGGCUACCUUCAGCGCUAUUUUAAGCUUGUCAACAGGUUUAAUGAUGAGGAAGUCUGCACAUGCCCAGAGGCCUCCGUCACGCAGCAGUUUGCCUCGGUGCCUUGGAAUUCACUCAGCAGAGAUGUCUUGAAAUCCCUGUAUGGAUUUGCUCCCAUUUCGAUGCAUUGUAAUAAGUCUUCAGCAGUCCGUUUCCCGGGAGAAUGGGAGAGACAAACGUUGCCAAAAGUUACGGAGGUACUUCCGGAGCCGGCCUCACCCUGUGAACACAAUGGACCCCACUUCCCAGCAUCCCCCACCAUUGUAAAGCUUGACAAAGAAGCGUCAAAAUAAGACCUGGGUUGAACCUUAAUUGGACCUUAAUCGCUUUCAGCUCAAGUUUGGCUUGACUUUGAUUCUUUGCAGCUUCUACAGGAAACCCUGAUGCCAAUGAGAGAUAUGGCAGGGAUAGCUUUUCAUGAGAAAGGAGUUCAGUCCGUCUAGUUGCUUGGAUUGCAAUAUAUUGGCUCUAUCAGCAAAACCAAACAGGAGGACCAAUGAAAGGAAUCCCUAGAUUGAUCAGAUUUCCAUUUAUUUUUUCUCUGAGAACCAGUAGAAACAACCAAAGCUCACCAUAGAACUGCCGUGGAGGACCUAGAAUUUCUUCUCUUUAGGAAUCUUUGGGUCUUCCAGCCUGACUCUAUGGUCAACUUCCGGUUUCAUAUAUAAGAAUAAGCCUCAGAUUCCCAUUUUUGGUUCUCUGAGGACCAGUCGAGACAACCAAAGCCCACCAUAGAACUGCAGUGGAGGACCUAGAAUUUCUUCUCUUUAGGAAUCUUUGGGUCUUCCAUCCUGACUCUAUGGUCAACUUCCGGUUUCAUAUAUAAGAAUAAGCCUCAGAUUCCCAUUUUUGGUUCUCUGAGGACCAGUCGAGACAACCAAAGCUCACCAUAGAACUGCCGUGGAGGACCUAGAAUUUCUUCUCUUUAGGAAUCUUUGGGUCUUCCAGCCUGACUCUAUGGUCAACUUACUAAGAAUAAGACUCAACAAAACCUCCAUGUAUAGAAGUAAUGUCGGAUGAGGGAGAUAAACAAAGAAUGGAGAUGUUCCUCAAAAUCUUGUCGCUGCUAUUGUCUUAUGCAUGGAUGAAUUCUCCUA
Messenger RNA from Anolis carolinensis (green anole), 3153 nucleotides. RefSeq names its product dopamine beta-hydroxylase (gene dbh). Gene Ontology annotation, molecular function: dopamine beta-monooxygenase activity; copper ion binding. Gene Ontology annotation, cellular component: secretory granule membrane. The transcript has 15 exons. Bases 412 to 2349 code for a protein of 645 amino acids. The record is from RefSeq and is a predicted model, not a curated record. Lineage: Eukaryota; Metazoa; Chordata; Lepidosauria; Squamata; Anolidae. Gene Ontology annotation, biological process: dopamine catabolic process; octopamine biosynthetic process; norepinephrine biosynthetic process.